Malus domestica (apple) is the source of this 726-nucleotide messenger RNA. Its product is annotated as protein C2-DOMAIN ABA-RELATED 4-like. NCBI's taxonomy places the organism in Eukaryota, Viridiplantae, Streptophyta, Magnoliopsida, Rosales, Rosaceae. The record is from RefSeq and is a predicted model, not a curated record.
ACACAGAUAUACUUGAAUACAAAGAGAGCAAAAUUUCUCACCCUCCUCUCCUGCAUAUUCCUUCCUAUACUCCUGCCAUUUUUGGAAAUAAAUUAAACAAAAUCUGUUGUUUAUCUAAUGGAGAACAUGAUGGGUCUGCUUAGUGUUCACCUCCAGAGAGGAGUGAACCUUGCUGUUAGAGACAUGAGAAGCAGUGAUCCUUACGUCGUUGUCAAAAUGGGCAAGCAGAAACUGAAAACUGGUGUGGUGAAGAGGAAUGUGAAUCCAGUAUGGGAUGAAACAUUGACACUUUCUGUCACAGAAAUAAAUCUUCCCAUCACGCUGUGUGUGUAUGAUAAAGACAGAUUUAGUUUUGAUGACAAAAUGGGGGACGCAGAGUUUGAGAUUGCACUAUUUAUCAAAGUCUUGAGGAUGAGAUUGGAAGGCCUCCCAGAUGGAACCGUAAUUACAAAAGUACAACCAAAUAGGGAAAAUUGCCUUGCUGAAGAGAGCUGCAUUAUCUGGUCUAAAGGAAAACUUGUCCAGAAAAUGGCCCUCAGGCUCCGAAAUGUGGAGUGUGGGGAUGUUGAACUCCAACUGCAGUGGAUUGAUGUUCCUAGUUCUAGGGGUCUGUAGAUUGUUGAUUGCAAUUGCAUCCACUUUCUCUCCAUGUAUAUUGUUGUAUUUGGUGUCUGGCUAAUUCAAUUCUUUUGUUAAUAAAUAUGUGAAGAGUAGAGUGAACGAUGU